GGCCAGAAAGGGAGAUUUUGGAGACAACAAUCUCUUUUUGGCACGCCUAGUGGGACCCACUGUGGGCUUUCACAAGUUUGUUGAUCAUAUUCUCUAUUACUAGAUUGUGCCACCAUGGCAAGUCCUUAUUUUGAUGAUUGCCAGAAGCUCUUCAUCACUCCGCCACAAGCUUCCUCUUAUGUCAAUCCACUUUAUGAUGAGAAGGCAACAACUGACAGUGAGUCUAUCAAAUCACUUGUUGAAAGGAUAGUUGAUUUUGCUGAGGAAUCUAAAAGGCUUUAUGAGGAACGCAUGAAGAGGUUGGAGGAAAAUUUGAAAGUAUGCAAAUUAAAUCUUCCAAAACUUAAAACCUCUCAACCCAAAAGGGAGGUUUUAAUGGAGGAUUCAAAGAAGUGCCAUGCAGCCGCGUCUCCAGGAACUUUGAAGCAGUUUUGCAAAUCGCAAAACGUGACAGAGAUGCCAAUUGUAAAUGAAGGUCAGACGACACUAAGGCCAGAGAAUAACCCCAUGAUCAUACUCGGGGGGCAUAAAUCACAAUUGCAGCGUGCUACCCAAAGUCAGCAACGUCAUGCAGCUUUGGAGGCGACUUCAACAAGUAUGCCUCCAAGUCAUUCUAAGUCUGCAAAGACUAAUACUAGCAAUAGUCCUCUUACUCCUGAGAGGUAUAAACCAACUCAGGUGCAGACAUGUCAGCCAUCGAUCAAUCAAGGUCUAUAUGAUGGUCGACAAAAAGCUAAUGCUGCUACACAAAAGCCAACACUUUGGCCAGCAUCAGUACAUAAAUUUGAUAAGGUAUCUACCUCAUCUACUUCUACUUCUUUUGAGACUAACGAGCAUGUUUCUUCUGCCUUGCUUAAGAAGUGUUCGCGGCGACCAUGCUGUCUUAAUGGUCGAAGCCCUUCCAAGUUCAAUUAUGGACAAUGGCUGAAGGUGAAAUAUCCUUUUAAAGUCGUUAGUUUGAAGAGGGGAGUCAUUUCCAAUCUCGGGGGGCAACCUAGUCAGAUUGAACAACAAAGGUUGCAAGACCUUAUUGUUAAUGAAGUUCACAAAGCUACAACUAAAAAGGCAGCAAGGUUUGUGCCGUUGCAACCUGAUGCCAAUUCAAGCAUCCAAUCAAUGCCGUCACAGCAAAAGCAUGUGUGCAAGCUUAGUCCACCUCAGCAGUUUGCAGACUCAUUGCCCAAGGCCACUCAGGUGGCAUGUAGGCCACCAUGUUGUUCAACAUGCCGUAGGCCAUAUUCAAAAAAUAAUGAUUCUUUCCAAAGUGGCUUUCACCAAAAAUUCCCAAAUUUUCCUUACAGCCACAAGGAUAACAUGGGAGGCGGCAUAAAAAACAUCAUGCCAUCACAUAUGCCAAGUCGAAGAAGGAGGAAGAAAUCUAAAGACCUCUGUUGGACACCAAUGAAGGAACAAAAGCAACAAACCCAUGUCUCUGAAUGGAGGCACGGGGGGCAUGAUCUCGUAGAAAAGCAUGGAGGCAUGUGCAAAUGCUACCUCUAUAAACAAAGUCAAUUUAGACAUUGUCGCCAUAUAAAUUUGGUGGCCUGCCUAAAGUUCCCUACCCAAAAUCCUAGGACUCUUCGAAGGCGGCUUCAAAAGAAAAGAGCUAAAGAGCAUCGGAGACAUGUUGCCGAGGUGCAUGCUUCCCAAUGGCAACAACCUCUAGGGAAGCAAAGGUUUAUCUGGGUAGAGAAGAAGAAACACAGUACAAUUUCUCAAGAGGCAAAUAAAAAUUCAGUCAAUGCAAUCGUGUCUCCAAAGACGUCUGCCAAGUGUGUUCCUUUCAAGUCAAAUGACUCAAAAGCAGCUAAAGAACUUAAUCAAGAUGCAGCCUCUAGUAGCAAAGAGGCAGUAAAGAACAAAGCAAACAUGUUUGCCAAAGAAAACAAAAUGAGGGAUCAUAAAAAAGAUGCUGCAACCUUUGUUCCAAGAAGAGGCAUGUUGCCGUCAGUUAAAAGCAUGCCGCCUAGGAGACAUUCUGCCAGGAAUAUGAGACCUUUGCAGACACAUGACAUUUUUCAUGAAGGCACAUACUGGCUACAAAACCUUGACGGUAGUCUGCAUCUCACAACAAUAAAUGGCUUACCUUUUCAGCCAUGUUGCCCUUCGAUCUAUAAGUCAUGCAGUAGAUCGAAGUGGAAAUAAUCUCUUUGCCUAAGUCAGGUUUGGGUGGAGAUCAGCUUUAAUUUAGUUUUUGUUUUUAAUUUUCUACAAUUAGUGUGAAUAAUCUUGUAGUUGAGCGGCUUUAAGAAAGGCUGUGAGAUGGCAUUGCUUUUGAAGACACUACUUUCUAUGAAGGCGUGCUUGAUUUAUGUCUCCAUGUCAACCAACAAGGGAAUUCAUGGAAUUGUUCUUUUUGGAGGCUAUAUUUUACCUUUUUUGUAGACACACUUUUAGCUGGCUUAUGUAUCUAUGAAGCUGUUGUCUAUUAGUUAUGUCUGCCAGAUGAUAUUUCAUGCUAUGCUGAAGAAAACAACAAUCUCAAA
This is a messenger RNA of Rubroshorea leprosula, 2486 nucleotides long. The record is from the annotation of a GenBank genome assembly. NCBI's taxonomy places the organism in Eukaryota, Viridiplantae, Streptophyta, Magnoliopsida, Malvales, Dipterocarpaceae.